GGUGGCGCCACAACGUGGCCAACACUGCGAAACGCUGCAACGACGACGAAGGGCGAAGAGAGCUCGCGGCCGAACAGAAGCGAGUAGAGGUUGCAUAGAAGGAGCGAGUUCAGUUCAGGCGCAAAGGUCCUCGGUUAAGGACGCGACGGUCCUGCUAAUCGGGACACUAUGCCAGGCGGCGAGGGGUCCCCGAUCAAUCUCCUCGACCACCGUGCAUCGACCACCUCCGGCGAGUGCGCGAACAGUGACGAAGAUGAGAGAACAACGGGCAUCGUUUCCAGCACGAUGACGACUGUCUUCGCGGCCGAUGGUCUUAAACGGAGGAAGGUCAUACACGCGGCUAAAGAAACUUUCGAUAAGGCAUCCCGCCUUCUCAGACGGAAGAUACCAUGUACAGGCCACUUGAUGACCCCCCGCCGCCUAUGGAUACAAAAGGUUCCAACUCAGGAAUGCGACGUCGUGGUGAUGUUCCCAAGCGGAGCAAGCGAUGAAACCCUGAUGUGGCUUCUAGGUCGACUUCGGGCCGGAACCCCAGGCCUAGUGGUGCACGUGCGACACCAUGCCUCAUCAGAUAGCUACGGCUUUUACCUAACAGCUCCUUUUAGCGUAUUAUUGAAAGCUGCCGAAGAGGUUCAUUUACCAAAGACCUUACGUCAAGAGUUUGGUGGUGGAUUGAAGGAAUUCGUAGGUUCUGAGUCGAGCUGUUUUGAAGGCAGUGACGAUGAAGCACGAUUUUUCACUACUCAGGAAAGACAGUCUUUGGUACUGCAUUUGCUGCACACCCUCAGAGCAGGCCCACAGGAUCUUCACAGUCUAUCUGGGCUUAAGAUGGUGGAAGGUCAAGCAAUUAUUCCAAAGUGCAUUUCUUCUGGGAUUAUAUCUCAGGUUUUCCCUCUUCACGAAUUGCCUGCGUUAGAGAAGCUACAGCAGACCUGGGUCCGCGCGUUUCUCAGCCCUCAACCACUAGACGACAUUUGUAAAUACUUCGGAGUCAAGAUAACCAUGUACUUUGCGUGGCUCGGUCAUUAUACCACCGCUUUAAUUGUUCCAGCUGCAGUGGGUGCCAUAUAUUGGGUCGGCAUCAUUGGCAGGAAUCAAGCGGUAGAAGACGUAGCGUAUGUUCUAUUCUCUGUUUUUAAUGUAAUCUGGGCCACCGUUUAUCUGGAAACAUGGAAAAGAAGGGGCGCCGAAUUAGCCUACAGAUGGGGUACGUUGGAUCAAAGAGACGACCUACUUGUCGAGCCUAGACCGUUGUUUACGGGCACCUUGGAAACUUCACCUGUAACAGGAAGACUAGAACCAACUUACCCUAGAUGGAAGAGGAACAUAUUCCGGUACUUCGUCAGCGUUCCCAUUAUCGCGACGUGCUUGUUCUUCGUUUUCAUUGUGAUGAUCCUCAGCUUUCAGAUACAGGAUUGGUGGGAUGCUCGUUUGGAGUCCAGGGGAUAUGGAUUCUGGUUGAGCUACGUACCAAAAGUUUUACUAGCAAUAGUGAUAGCAUUAAUGGACGAAGCGUACUUCAAAGUUGCCGUGUGGUUGAACGAUAUGGAAAACUAUCGGCUAGACACUGAGUACGAGAAUCAUCUGAUCUACAAGGUGGCACUGUUUCAGUUUGUAAACUCCUUCCUAUCGCUAUUUUACAUCGCCUUCUACCUACAGGAUCAAGAGAGACUUAAAGAGCAAUUAGCCGCACUACUAAUAGCGCGACAAGUUAUUGGAAAUUUGAAAGAGUCUGCUGUACCAUACCUAAUCGAGCAGCUACGAUUGGCCCGCCUAAGUUUCGAACUUUUCGGUGCAUUAAGCCCAAGCGAGGCUAGGCCGCCACCUAGCGAGGAGAAUGAAGAAUUACGAAAUGAAUCUGAGGACAAAAGCGAACGUUCGGACGGCGGGAAAACCAAGCAGCCAAGAAAUGUCAGCCAAGCAGAGCUGGAGAGUUCUCUCUACAGAGUAGGACAUCCCACUAAUUCUCUACUUAGUGACUUUACGUUCAAGGUAUCGACCAAAAAGUAUGAUGGCGCAUUUUCAGAGCACUUGGAAAUGCUGUCACAAUUGGGAUACGUCUGUCUCUUUUCAUCAGCCUUUCCAUUAGCUGCUAUGGCAGCAUUGCUUGGAAAUCUUCUAGAACUACGGGGUGAUGCUUUCAAAUUAUGUUUUGUUCUCCAACGACCAUUUGGCCGCAGAGUCUCUAAUAUUGGAACUUGGCAAAAUGCCAUGGAAGCUAUGGGUUUAGUUGCAAUUUUAGUAAAUUGCGCCCUAAUCGGAUUAAGUGGACAAGUACAACGAAUGUUCCCAGAAAUGUCGGCCAUACAAACGAUCUUGCUGAUAGUUGCCCUCGAACACAUUAUGUUAGGGAUACGCUUCAUUAUAAUCUGUGCGAUUCCUGAUAUUCCGCAUUGGGUAGCUACAGAAAUGGCUAAAGUAGAAUUUUUGAGAAGGGAAGCGGUCAGAAGAUUGUCAUCUACACCAUCGCCAGAACAACAUCCAACUACUGUCAUAGGGAGAUUCGUGGUGAGUCCAGCAGACGGAGAGAGUGAAGAACAACUGCUUUCCGAACCCAGCGGAGAUGCAACGUCCUCUAGUCUUCCGGAUACACCGACUCUAGCUUCAUCCACCCAGACACCCAGUAGUCCUCCAACUCCUAGUGCAGCAUCCGUGCCAAGGAUCGCAGAAACACCUUCUGCAGUUCAAACUCCCGGUAGCGCAGGCAGUGGUGACUUAAACACUCCUUUCCUGGCAGAAAACAAUAUGGGCAGCGUUCGUGACAUUCACAAUUCACCUAGAUGUUCUAUUCCUGGCGGAGAACGAGGAAGGCGUUCGAGGGAAUGGCUUCAGAACGAAUCCGAAGCAUCAGGUGGAACUGAUCAUUACAGUCACCACUUAACCAUCGGGCCUCAUGGCGGUGUGGAUUGGGUUCGAAGAUUAGGUCUUGAAGCUGGUGGACGAAAAUCCAGCGAUUCUGAGAUAAGCGGAGCUGGUACAGUUAGUGGUAGUGGAGAUGAACUGACUCUUCACAGAUCGACUGACUGUAUCGUAUCAAAAGAUCUUGCCUCCUCAUCAGACAGUGAUCUUCUUAGAUCCGCCCCGCCGUGGACAGUAGCUCAUAGAAACCAAAAAUUCCGGUUCUCCCCUGAAAGAGAGAGGGAACGAGAAAAGGCAGAAAAGCAGCAAUAUCAACAUCAUCAGCGAGAAAUUCAAGAUCACAAACAACAGUUAUCUUAUUACGCCGAGAAAGAAAAGGACUCGAGCAGUCUUUCAGAUUCAAGCAAAAAAAUUUCCAGUCAAGAGGAAGAAAAACCAUCAAAAGAAGAAAGAGAGGCAAAGAAAACCAGGGUAAAACAGAGCCUGAUGAAGAGAGCUAGAUCUGUGGCGAUUUUUUCCCUAAAAUUAAAAGAACGGAGGGCAAGAGAGGCUGAGUUGAAAGCCAAAGAGGCAGAGAGAGAAGCCAGGUGGCAACAGCCACAGUCAUGUGUUGGUGGCGAACUCUCUUGCAUUCCCAUAGAAAAGCUUAUAUCUGUGGACGACAUCGCAGCCAUGGAAUUACGCAGACUUAAUCAUUAGUCGCUUGACGUUUCACUUUCGUUUUACACGCUAUGUAGAAACGUUCGUCUGCGCCAGUGAUACUCGCUACGAAACAAAUGUUGCGUAAGAAUUUUGUAGUAUCUGUGAAACCAUAUCAACAACGAAUCCGAAAAAAGGAUUCUAGGAAUUAAUCAAUUUUUAUGUACAUAUUGAAUGAACAAAGAUAACGCACAUAAAAAAAAGUCAAACGAAGAACGAAAAAGGAAGAAGAUACAGAUAUUUAUUGCUACAAUGAACUUUUUUGUAUUAUUUUUUUAUAUAUUUUGUCAAAGGUCCCAUUUCUUAUUUCACCUCUUAUCUUGACGUUAUAUAUGGGAUUAGCAUCAAUUGAAGUCUUCAAUAUCAUUUUUGAACGAGGCCUUACUCAAUUUGGAAAAUAAUACUACUCCUUGUUUCAUUCCAAACUUCAUUCCAAACUUCAUCCCAACCUUGUUUCAUCCAAACUAAUUUGUACUAUCAAUACUAUUUAAAAGAUAGAGCUGAACUAUAAUUUAUUGAAAUGAGCACCCAAUACGGAUGAUUUUAAACAUCACCUUUAAUCGAAAUAUCUGUCAAUUACUAAACGUUUUAGUACAAAAUAUUCUUUUCCGAAGAAUGUUAAUUCGAUGUCCAGUUUAUACCGUAACAAGAUUUCGAGUGAGUAUCAUUCGUGCAUAUGAAACAUGUGCACCGGAAGAAUCAUUAGAAUUUGUAAAAAUGUUAGAAAACCUAAGUGAGAAGACCGUUAAGUUUCAUCGAAACUCGUGAUUCCAAAAAAAUUGUUAAUGAAAAUGAAUAAAGGAAUGGCGCACAAAAUAAAUUGAAAAUUUUAGACAAGGUUCUAUAGAAGACAGUUUAGAGUAUCAUCUUUAAAGAUCACAUUUUCGGUAGAUUAGUUGGUAACUUGAUAUUGUAGACUGUAAUCUUCAGAACAAUUCGUGCCAUACAGUUGAUUGUUUCUGACUUCCUUGCAAUUUCAUGAAUUCGGGAAAGAAUAAAA
Molecule: messenger RNA, 4558 nt
Organism: Eufriesea mexicana
Lineage: Eukaryota; Metazoa; Arthropoda; Insecta; Hymenoptera; Apidae
Gene: wwk
Product: anoctamin 8 white walker
Exons: 17
Coding region: 169-3558 (1129 amino acids)
Biological process (GO): chloride transmembrane transport
Cellular component (GO): plasma membrane
Molecular function (GO): chloride channel activity
Source: RefSeq, a predicted model, not a curated record